GAAGAGAAACUCUGCCUUUUCUUUCUUCCUUUUUGUCUCCUGGUGCAUUUGUCUUCGUGCAGCUCAAUCUGGAGGUUGCAGGUUAGAUCAAAGGGAGAAAAAGAGAACAGAAGCAAAGGCGUUAUCUUCUUCAUGACUAAGGUAUAAUUAGAGACACCUUCCAUCUGUUACAGCAUGCAGACUCUUCACGCUCGUGCCAUGAAGGAGAUGUUUUUACUGGCAUCGCUCGCGCUCCUCAGCCGCGUGCAUUCGACCGGCUUUACCGCCGAUUACGAGUAUGUCUGGAACACGCGCGAACAGAAUCGAUGCAUAGAAAUCCCAGAGGACCUGCGACUGUGCCACGGCAUCGGAUACCCGCGAAUGCUGCUGCCCAACCUGCUGGAGCACGACAGCGUGGCGGAGGUGAAGCAGCAGGCAGGCAGCUGGGUGCCGCUCGUGCACAGGAGGUGUCACCCGGGCACGCAGGUUUUCUUGUGCUCGCUUUUUGCGUCGGUGUGUUUGGAGAAACCGGUUUAUCCUUGCCAGCAGCUCUGUGAGUCUGUGCGCGACGCCUGCAGCCCCAUCAUGGAGUCCUUUGGCUUCCUCUGGCCAGAAAUGUUCAAAUGUGACAGGUUUCCACAUGAAGAAAACGAGAUGUGCAUCAAUGGCAACCUGUCCAGCAAUCCUGAUGUGCCCGAACCAAAAGCUGCAUGUCCACAGUGUGACAUCGGGAUGAACACAGAUUUCAUUCUGGAGAACAUGUGCGCCAGUGAGUUCGCUAUCAAAGCAAAAGUAAAGAAAACAAAAACACAGAAUAUGGAUAAGAAGGUGAUUCUCCAGAGGAAGAAGAAAACAGUGUGGAAUAAAAAUCAGAGCAUUCGGGAACCUAAGAAGCUGAUGUUGUACCUGAAGAACGGAGCUCUCUGUCCCUGUGAACAACUGGACAAUAAAAAGGAUCAUUAUCUAAUCAUGGUACGCAAAGUGGAUGAACGCUACUUGUUGACUGGCAUCCACCAGUGGGACGAAGAGCGCUCAGAGUUCCAGAAACUUCUGAACCAAAUCAAAACUCACAAAUGUUCUGCCCUCGAUUCAAUUUUUAAAUAAUUCAACCCAACAAAACAGUGACACACGUAAUAACGAUCCUGUAGUGUACACGCUUUAGUAAUUUUGUGGCUCAAUCAGACCAGGGCCCGUACUCAUAAAGACUCUAAGAAUGAUCUGAGAGCGCUCCGAAUUGAUUUUAAAAAUGCUUAACUAGGAAUCUUAUCUUAAGAGUGAUUCAGGACCAAUCUCAGAGCAACUCUGAGCAAAGAAAAAUACAACAACUUUUAUUUUACAGAGGAGGCGGGGCAUUACCCUGUUACUAGGUGACACAUUGUUUUGAAGACUGUGAUUGGUUGUCUAAUAAAAAAAAAAAAAAAAAAGUGCUUUUAAAAUCUGGCCUAUUAUAAGCCUUCACUUUGUCUCUCUAUCUUAAGAUAUUUGAGUCUAUAUCGUGUAGGGAUUACGUUCGUGACUGAUCAUAUUAAGGAUGCAGGUUAUAAAUGUCUGUAGGUUAUAAAUGUAAUAAAUGUAAUGUAAAUGUAAAUGUAAACAACUCUAACACAGCACAGCAAUGUCAUAGCACAGCAUGUUUUUUUCUGUGCUGUCUGAUGUUAUCUCAAAUAUGAUUGGUCACAAAAAUUAAUCCCUACCCGAUCUAAUCUGUAGCAUCUCGUUAACUCACUAUCAUUAUUAAAUAUUGUAUACAGUACAUCUCUUCUCCCUCUUCACCUUUCAGCCAUUUUCCCCUCUGAUAAAGAACCUCUUAAGCCUCUUAAAAAUCCUUCUCACUACUCCUAACAUUUUUUAAGCCCUUUUAAGGGUUAAGAUUCUUUUAUGAAUAAAUCCUUUAAAUCUAUUACUAGGAUCUUCUCUUUAAGUUUAAGAUGAAACUUCUCAGAAUCUCUUUGCACUAAGGAAUUUCAUGAAUACGGGCUCUGGUUUUUAAAACGGAUAACAAUGUCGUAAAAUCCACAAGGAGGUUGAAAGAUAUGACAAAAUGAUCAUAUUAUUAUACUUACAUAAUGUAUUCUAGGAUACACAAGAUAGAUCAGAAUAUAUGCCUUGCAAAAUACAGACCUGUGAAAAACUGAAUCUGAAAAAAAGAAAAACUGCAAGAAGAAUUUGUAAUUUUAUUCUUUUUUUUUUUUUUUUUUACAAACAGUUAAAUGUGACUGUGAUACCUGUGAUAUCUCAGAAAAGUGUAACUAUAUCCAUAUCUAUCAUCAUAUCCAUCAUAUCACCCAGCACUAAUCCAGGAAUAAGUCUUUCUUCAUCUUAGUAAUGAACAAAAUUAACCAUUAUGACUAGUAUAUGAUUACAUAUGUGACAUAAAUAUAUUAUAUAUGUAUAUACAAUAUUAACACUUUUAUUUGCAUAUACAUAAUCUUCCUCUCAUAUACUCUCAUAUAUUACUAUUACACUGCUUCUUCAUUUUAUGGUAAUAUUCACAUGGAGUUAGUCCCGUGUUCCAUUUGGGAGGAGACUCUACAAAGGCAGCAUUUGAACCGGUGUUUGUGCUUCACAGAUAAAACCUCUGAAAGCUGUUGAAUGGAUUUAACUUUGAACAGUAUUUCUGUUCACUAAACAUGUAUUCCAUUAAAAUGUCUUUUGUUUUUUUUAUUAAAUUCAGCACAGACGCAAAAUGAAACUGAUCAAAUGUUAGUCACAUAUUGAAAGACGGGAAGUUUGCACAGACGUCUAGACGUCGAUGUGCUCAAGUUACCUGUUUUUAUUUUUCAUGAUAACUCUGAUUUAAUGAAAUUUUGAAAUAAAUCUUUUCCUUU
This is a messenger RNA of Tachysurus vachellii, 2807 nucleotides long. RefSeq names its product secreted frizzled-related protein 1b (gene sfrp1b). The transcript is spliced from 4 exons. The record is from RefSeq and is a predicted model, not a curated record. The coding region runs from base 175 to 1083 and encodes 302 amino acids. Gene Ontology annotation, molecular function: Wnt-protein binding. NCBI's taxonomy places the organism in Eukaryota, Metazoa, Chordata, Actinopteri, Siluriformes, Bagridae. Gene Ontology annotation, biological process: negative regulation of canonical Wnt signaling pathway; canonical Wnt signaling pathway; non-canonical Wnt signaling pathway.